This is a messenger RNA of Leguminivora glycinivorella, 2263 nucleotides long. RefSeq lists its product as uncharacterized. The coding region runs from base 217 to 2010 and encodes 597 amino acids. Lineage: Eukaryota; Metazoa; Arthropoda; Insecta; Lepidoptera; Tortricidae. The transcript has 2 exons. The record is from RefSeq and is a predicted model, not a curated record.
UUAUCUCUUAUCUUAUUAGUCUGUGAUUAUUGUUAAGCUAAGCGAAGGCGAAAGCGCUUUUGCAACUUUUUGGCUUGGCUAUAGUAUAGCCACGUUUUGUUACCUUGCGCUAGUUGCGCUUGCGCCGAGAGGAGCUCGUUUAGUGCAGUACUGUUUCAGUUUUUUAUAAGUAACUAAAGAGAAAAGUAGGAAAAUCGUUUGUUUAAGAAGCAGACAAUGGGAAAGUACCGAACUCUCAGAUAUUACAUGCGAAGGCUCAAAAUCAAGGAUGAAGUUCAUAUUCUCAAAAACUGUUCUCUUGUCAUUGAAGGAGAUAGUUUCUUCAGGCAACAAUACAAAGAGAGUGGAUUCAAUUUCAUCCUUGGAGGCGAAUUUGACAGGUAUGCUGAGUAUUUAAGAAACAUACUAAAGAUCUUCAUUAAAAGCAAUAUAACUUGUUAUGUGGUAUUAACCGGGGCUAUGGAUAUAGACUUAGAAAUGAGAAAGCUGAUUCAUCAAAAUAUCAUAGAUGACAGGUAUAACAUUGUACCCGGUGAUGAAAAGUUUAAUGAACCAAUUUUUGCAAAAGGUGUGCAUAGGGAGGUGCUUGAAGAACUAGGAAUAAGUUACUGUGUGACUGAGUACAACGCACGCCAAACUCUCCUAGACCUAUCCAGAGAGUUCAACUGCCCUGUCCUGACCCACAACUUUGAACAGUGUCUUCUUGGUAUAACUUGCAUUAAUCCAAGCACAAUAAUGUAUGAUGAAGCAAAAAACCAAAUAUCAUGCCUAAAACAAACCCCAGAUACUUUUAGAAAUCAUAUUAGAAUGUAUGAGGAUUUGAAGCCAGUAUUCUUGACAAUUUUAGAUGAGAAUUUACCGCUUUACGAUAAGAUUCCUGAAAUAAUAGGGUCAAAUCCAAAAUGGCCUGUUGCACCAUUGUUAUACUGGAUCAGAAAACAAGAGAGAGAGUCCUUAGAAAGUGUGAUUGACAAAUUAGACAUGCUGUUAAUUUCAGAGGUACAGAAACAAAUGGUUCAAGAGUCAAUUGAUGAACUUACAAAUCUAAUUUUUCAUAGAAGAGAGUCCCAUGCUUUGAGCUAUUUAAAGGGAGAACGGAAAACUGUAACUUUGGACAAUAAGAGAGAGUGGUUCAUAAAUGGUAUACUGACUGACAAAAUUCCAAAUGUUUACAUAAAUUUAAAAAAUAAGGCAGCUUUUUCGGGCUCAUGGGUACUUUUUGAUGAAAACAAACGGGAUGCACUUCUGCCUAUGUUGGAUAUUGUUAUGUAUGCCUACAGUCUUUUGUGGGAUAAACCACAAAGUUUAACUUUCAUUGGUCGCAAGGGACGCUAUGUGGAUGUAACUAUUAUACCGCCAAAAUAUUCAAGGACCUCAAAGGAAGAGGGGAAAAAAGAAGGGAAUUUUGAGAAGUUCAUUGAAGACACGCUGCCAGGUUUUGAUUGGUCUUUGCUAAGGAAUGUUCCUGAAGAUAGUUGGCUGCUCAUAAUUAGUCUGAUGUACUACAUUUCGAAGGCCAAUGGGGAUUUCACCAAAGAGGCUUACAGUAUUAUUCUGUCAUAUGUCAUGCUUGGGCCCGUGUCAGCGAAAGUUGGGUUGCUUAGGAAUGAAAAGAUGAAGUCUCUCAGUUGGGAAUCAGGAGAUGACGACGCUGGAGUCUGCGCUUACAAAGACUGCUUGGAGGCGGCAAAGGCUAUGAUGGAAUACUUUGAUGAAGGAGAUAUCAAGAAUACCUUUGAUCGAGGCACUCUUCACGAUUUGGCAGAGUUCCAGCAUUGCUUGCAGCAUGUGAACUUUUUGAACAAGUUGUGCGGAAGUUUAGAAUGCACGAAAUACCACAAGACGUAUAAUGGUACCUUCGUGUUCAAUGUUCUUCUGCAACUGAGGAAACUCGAUGACGCAAUGCUGUUUAUUGAACCUAAGCUUGAGACUAGCCCUUCAGUGCUAUCUUUUUACAAAAGCAUUAAAGAAGUCUUUGAUAAUCUUUUGUCUGCAACGAACCUAAAAUAAACCUAUAAUAAAUAUUGUCUGUAACUAACUUAAAAUAAAUAAUUAUUAAUACUGUAAGCUUCAUUUGAAACACAUUAUUUUUGUACUCUUUCGUUGUUUGUUGUAAUUUCAUAUGCGUAGGGUGGCAUACGCAAACGGUACAUAUUACCACAUUGUUGCUUGCCAUAACUGCCAUGAAAACUCGCUGACAUGCUAUUCCUAUUAUACCUUUUAAUAGAACGUUCGAUGUUUAUAUAGGUACAACAAAAUAAAA